GGCGGGCGGGCGCCGGGGGGAGGGGGUGCCACGCACAUAUACGUAAUUGGAUGACUGACGGGUCGGGCCUGUGUUCGUUCUGUGUCCGUUCGUUCGUGGCGGAUUUGGGACUGCGGAUUGUUGGAUGGAUGGAUGGAUUUCUUUUGCUCGUUCUACCGAUCGAUACUUUACGACGACGACCAUCUACAUAAGGCAGAAAUUUGGGUUUUAUACUCUACUCUAUCCACUCUACGUUUUUUUCUUCUCUUCGUUUCCGGUGUGCGGGCCGAUGCGGAACCGGGACAGCCUACAGGGCUGCAGAUGUUUUGUAUGUAUGUAUGAGUUUGCGUUUGUGGCGUGGUGGAUGAGAAGGGAAGGAUACAUGCGGCCGAUCGCUGGUGCGCUACGGUAGGUACUCUGGGCUUGUAGUAGGUAGCGGGCAGGAGAUCGCGAUGGUUAUGCAGAUAGGAAAUCGAAUUGCUUCGGAUUCUAUUAUGUAGAUGUUGGGAUGC
This is a messenger RNA of Tricharina praecox, 491 nucleotides long. RefSeq lists its product as uncharacterized. NCBI's taxonomy places the organism in Eukaryota, Fungi, Ascomycota, Pezizomycetes, Pezizales, Pyronemataceae. The transcript has a single exon. The record is from RefSeq and is a predicted model, not a curated record. Bases 125 to 391 code for a protein of 88 amino acids.